Messenger RNA from Archocentrus centrarchus (flier cichlid), 3334 nucleotides. It is a transcript of the gene zbtb10, whose product is annotated as zinc finger and BTB domain containing 10. The record is from RefSeq and is a predicted model, not a curated record. Lineage: Eukaryota; Metazoa; Chordata; Actinopteri; Cichliformes; Cichlidae. Gene Ontology annotation, biological process: regulation of transcription by RNA polymerase II. Gene Ontology annotation, molecular function: DNA-binding transcription factor activity, RNA polymerase II-specific; protein binding; RNA polymerase II cis-regulatory region sequence-specific DNA binding. The coding region runs from base 245 to 2455 and encodes 736 amino acids. The transcript has 5 exons.
UCGUUGCCAUUCGACCUCUGCGGGGCCUGCGCGGACGCAGCGAGAACCCUGAAAUUCAUUAUGCGUUUAAAACCUUUAUUUAUUUCCGCAUAACCUACAUACUCUCACCGGGAGGGCCGAGCGGAGCGCAGAAACGACGACGGUCCAUCUCUUUCGGGAAACACGCCGUUUAUAAAUAUAGGCUUUUAAUCGGACGGAGGGAUACUGUUAAGAAAGUGAAGAUUCUAACGUAUAUUAAGAAAAAAUGUCCGGUGAGAGAAACCGCAGGUCGCUGGCUUUCCGAGGAGGUGGAUUAGCUGGGUUAACGGGUUCCAGCGGUAUCGGUGGGGGAAACUGUAACAGCUGGGAGGCCCCGGCCUGUCAAGAUCGACAUUUUAACGGGAACAGGCCGGAUCAAGAGGAGGACAGGGAUCUGGGGGCGAAAGGACCGUCGCAGAAGAGAGUGGAGGGCGCUGGAUCUGUCAGCGAUAGCACGGAACCCGAGGCGGAGGAAGAAGAAGACCCGGAAGGGGGCAGCUGGGCUGCUGGGGACGGCGACGAUCGCGUCGACUCGGUGGAAGGGGAGGACGGGUCCAGGGAGGGGAGAAACUGGGCAGCGGGGGACGGGCACAACAACGCCGACGGCCAGGAGACUGCAAGGGGAGGCGAGACGGGAUCCAGGAAAUCUGGAGUAGAGAUGAGACCGCAGACGCUGCUUCAGAAACACUCGCUAUUCCACGCUUCGUGGUUGCAAGAAUUUCCAUGGCUCAAAUUUUGCCAGGAGACGGGACUCAUGUCAUGCUCCUGGUGUCACAACAUUGCCACUAAAAACAGCGACGAGCUCGUCAAAGGCAGUCGCAACUACAAGCGGGCCUUGCUGCUGAGACAUCACCUGUCUUCUGAGCACGGGAGAAACGAUCCCACCAAACAGGAGACUGUGAGGCCCUCAGACAGCACCAGCCCCUCCACUAACUGCACAGAGGAAGACUACCGCAACAAGCCCAAUGAGAACUCCUACUGUUACCAGCUGCUACAGGAGCUGGACAAGCAACGCAAAAGUGGCAUCCUCUGUGACGUCAACAUAGUCGUCUCAGGCCAGGUGUUCCGUGCGCACAAGAACAUCCUGGUUGCAGGCAGCCGCUACUUCAAAACCCUCUACUGUCUGACCAAGAGCGAGGCCCAGGACCAGACCACGGUGACGCACUUGGAUGUUGCUGCUGUGCAGGGCUUCUCUGUCAUCCUCGACUUUCUCUACUCUGGGAAUCUGCUGCUCACAAGCCAAAAUGCCAUUGAGGUGAUGUCAGUUGCUAGUUACCUCCAGAUGACAGAGGUUGUACAUUCGUGUAGGGCUUUCAUAAAGGAUGCUCUGAAUAUCAGCAUCAAGCAAGAAGCUCCUGAUUCUGUGGUGGUGGACUACAACAAGAGGCAGAUGGUGGCCAAAGAGGGACAGAGAGGGCUAGACCGUAAGCCAAGUAACUUCUGGGCCACAAGCAUCCUGUCAAAGCUAUCAAUCAAGGCCAGCAGUAACCAAGGGAAGGAGGCGAUGGAAGAAGAUGAUGAAAAUGGCCGAGUGAAAGAGGAGACUAGUGAGAUAGAGGUGACAGUGGUUGGGGGUGAGGGCUGUGCCCUGGCCUGUGGUAGCUGGAGCCACCAAAACGACAACUCGUCUGAUUCAGCAGAGACCAAUGAAACACGGGCGGCGAGCAGCCAGGCGCAGGUCUUCGUCUGGAAUGAGCCAGCCAUGGGUGGCACGGCCGCAUCACCUGCGGCAAUAAAGCGAGAGGCACCGGAUGCUGCAGCUGGAAGUGGGCGGAGGAAAAAACAGGCUACAACACGGCGUUUUGUCUACAACUUCCCACCAGAGCCUGAAGAGGGAUUCGAUGAGGGGAUGUUCAUCCAGCCUUCAGCCUCCUACCCCAGAGAGGAUUUCUCCUCGCUCUCUGAAAAUGCUGAGCUGGCCAAUCAGAUCCAGUAUAGCCUCAUCCAAGACUUACAGCAAGGGGAGUCCUGGGAGAAUGGCGAGUCCUCACACCUAGCCCUCAAUAAGCUCAAGUGCCCCCACUGUAACUACAUCGCCAAGCACCGUCGCACACUCAAGAGACACCUGAUCAUCCACUCAGGUGUGCGCUCUUUCAGCUGUGACAUCUGCGGCAAGUUGUUCACCCGCCGUGAGCAUGUAAAGAGACAUUCCCUGGUUCACAAGAAGGACAAAAAAUACAAAUGCAUGGUGUGUAAGAAGAUCUUCAUGCUUGCAGCAAGCGUUGGUAUCCGUCACGGCUCGCGACGCUACGGCGUGUGUGCGGACUGCGCCGACUCGCACCAGGCCACUCAGGAGGGCCUGGAGGGCAUCGAGUUUCCUCGGGACGAAGACUUUGACGGGGAGGAAGGGGAAGAAGUGGAGGGUGAGGAACCUGCUGAGAACGACCAAUCAAACUGGGGCGAGGGCAAUGCUGGUGCUGCCCCAGAAGAGGACUAAGAAUUUUAACAAGCUUGAGAAACAAAAAUGAAUAACAGUUGAUGUUUAAUAUAUAUGUAUACAGAAAUCUAGCUGGUAAACAAUCAACUCCAAAGUGCUAUCAAACCUUGAGGUUACUUAAUUGUGCAAGUAUAUGACAAAGAGUUGGAUUUUUUUUUUUUUUUUUAAAAAGCUUUGUUAGAGUGGGAACUCCCAAGAUGUACAGAUUUUUAUUAUUGUUCAAAUGUGUCCAACUCUGGGCCCAGCGCCCACAAGAGAACGAUUUAAUGAUGAAUAACGUGAUGAAUCAGGUCUUUAGUGAUGUAUUUUAUUUCCUGUUUUUUCUUUUGUUUGUUUGUUUGUUUGUUUGUUUUGUUUUUGUUUGUUGGGGAGGGGUGGAGAGUUGGGCAGGGUGAUGUAGUUUUUGAGUUGAGGUAGGCCAAUCAUCUAAACAAAGAAAUGUUAAUUAUUUAAUUUAUGAAGAGAGGUUUUUAUGGUCUUAUCAGAUGCUAUAAUUUUUCUUUCUGUUUUUGUUUUUUUGCGAGCAGAGAUGUAGUAGGCUGUCGCUCUCUGCUCCGUCUGAAAGUGUGUUGCUUGGUGCUUGUAGACAUACACGGAACAAGAGCAUUACUGUCCACGGGAAGAUUUUAACCUGCUCUGUAGAUUGUUCUUCUUUUGUUAGAUGCGCUAAAUAUUAUAAUAUUCUUUUCUUUUCUUUUUUCCUUCUCUGCACAAAAUCUUGGAACCAAAAAAUCUGUUUUGCAACUCUAAUGUAUCACAGCCAUAUUUAUGAUUAAUUUAAGAGGGCUGUGAUAUUGUGCCAAACAGACCGCACACCAAGAUUUAGCAGGAAACUAAAACUACUGAAUUUAAACACACAAAAAAAAAAAGAGACAAUGU